ACUUUACAUUUAUGCAAUCAACCUGAACUCACCUCUAUAUAAUAAGUAAAUAUAAACCAGUAAACAUGCAUAAGAAGAGAAAACACUUGUCAUGUAUCCAGUCCAACUCUAUAUUGGUGAAGAUUUAUCUGUCAUUUGGUAGAAGCGAGUCACGUUUGAUGUCAAGAUUUUGUGACACCUUCAUCCUCAAAAACCAUCAAUAAAACUACUCAAGGUACAAGACAAUAUGACCCAGAUGAGAUUAAAUAGAAGUUCACUAGCUGUGAGCAUAAACCAACAAAAUCCCAAAAACAAUAUUGUCAGUUUUGUGUCUGUGGCGUUACUAAUUUUGCAUAUUUUUGGGUUCAUGCAUUCAAGGUAAUACUAACACAUUUCAAUGUUUUAUUUCCUUUUGCAAGAUAAGUUUUAUGUAUUUGAACUGAAGCAAAGGCAUUUUAAAUAACUAUUUUAAGCAGUAGAGGUAUAUAAUUACAAUCUCAGAGCCUAAAUGACCUGACAUUCAUCCUACACAUUCGUCCCUGCAUAUUAAACAGUGGAAUGAUGCAUGAAUGCAUGGACUGAUGUGUGUAUGCAUGGAUGUAUGGAAACAGGCUAGAGCAGGUGUGUUUUGUGCAUGUCUCAGUGGCCCGUUCUUCAGUUGGUCGCUGUAUUCAGGACCGUCGCUACGGACUUUACGUAAGAUGUUGCGCUGGGUGCAGCAUCCGUCCCUCUGUACGGCCACGACGCGCACGAGCUGCCUGCAUACACUUACAGAAAUGCGCCAGUAGGUUUGUACGCCUCAUACCCCGGAUAAUCAAAUUACAUUCGAUUUUUACACUUUACAGCGAGUGAUUGCGUCGUUUUUGUUUUUUUUUUUUCUUCAGCGGUGGUAUGAUCUGUUAACUGUUCACCGUUAUUCACCGUGUCCGCGCGCACUGGCGCGCUCCGGAUCUGUGAGAGACACCGAAUCAACGGGGGGAAAAUCAUUAGAAGAAGAUUCGUCGAGUCGGCGCGAGGAGAAAGGAAAAGGUAUCCUCAUGGUUACCAUGAAUCUUUAGAAGAGGAUCCGGAGGAUGUGAUGGAUGUAUGAGAGGAGAACGUAAGCAAGGCCAGUGCUGACUGUGAUGAUUGUGAUGGCAAGCAGAAGACUCCCGUAGCAGCAUCCAGUGCUGUUGACAACUGUGUGGAUUACACUUUGAUGCCACAAGAUACCUGAUUCCACAAGUUAAUCGAAAGGGGCAGGACAUGAUUCAGUUGCCAUGCAGGCUGCUAUCGUAACAGGCCUUUUCAGCCCCUCCCCCCUUAUCUGGUUGGUCCAACUGUUGUUGUGGCCACACCUCCUUGGACCUAGAUUGGCCGAAGCCAGUCCCGCCUGUCCUGCUCCCUGUAGCUGUUCCAAUCAAGCCAGUCGAGUGAUCUGUACCAGAAAAGGCUUAAAUGAAGUUCCACAGAGUAUCUCCUCCAAUACACGAUACCUCAACCUCCAGGAGAACUCCAUACAGGUGAUCAGGUCAGACACCUUCAAGCACCUAAAUCAUCUGGAAAUUUUACAGUUGUCUAAGAACCAGAUUCGUCAGAUAGAAGUGGGAGCGUUCAAUGGCCUUCCCAAUCUUAUCACCCUGGAGCUUUUUGACAACAGACUCCCACUGGUACCAUCACAGGCAUUUGAGUACCUGAGUAAGCUGCGUGAACUCUGGCUAAGGAACAACCCCAUAGAGACACUCCCAGCAUACGCCUUCCACCGUGUGCCGUCACUGCGGCGGUUAGACCUCGGCGAGUUGCGCAAACUCAGUUUCAUCUCGGAGGCCGCAUUCGAAGGGCUGCUGAACCUCCGUUUCCUGAAUCUGGGCAUGUGCGGGCUUAAGGAUGUACCCAACUUGACGCCUCUCGUGCGGCUAGAGGAACUGGAGCUGUCAGGAAACCAGCUGGGCGUGGUGCGUCCUGGAUCAUUCCAAGGCCUGGUGUCUCUACGCAAACUGUGGCUCAUGCACUCUCGGAUCUCUGUCAUUGAGAGGAAUGCCUUUGAUGACCUCAAGAACCUGGAGGAGCUCAAUCUGUCCCAUAACUCUCUGCAUUCAUUGCCCCAUGAUCUCUUCACUCCACUGCAGCAGUUAGAGCGUGUCCAUCUGAACCACAAUCCUUGGGUUUGCAACUGUGACGUUCUGUGGUUGAGCUGGUGGCUUAAAGAAACUGUACCUGAUAACUCCACUUGUUGUGCACGUUGCCAUGCCCCACCAGGUACUAAGGGCAGGUACAUUGGUGACCUUGACCAGAGAGACUUCACCUGCUAUGCGCCUGUGAUUGUGGAGCCACCAACGGACCUGAACGUGACAGAGGGAAUGGCAGCGGAGCUGAAAUGCCGCACCGGGACAUCCAUGACUUCUGUUAAUUGGUUGACCCCCAAUGGGACCUUGAUGACCCAUGGAGCGUACAAGGUCCGGAUCUCUGUCCUGCACGAUGGAACCUUGAAUUUCACCAACGUGACCAUGCAAGACACUGGACCAUACACCUGUAUGGUCACCAACUCUGCUGGCAACACCACAGCAACUGCUGUGUUGAACGUCUCUGCACCCGACCCAGGCAAUGGUUACAGCUACUUCACAACCGUUACUGUCGAAACUGUAGAGACGGGGCAAGAUGGACACGAUUCAGCUCGGCAGUUCGUCAACGAGACGUUUAUUAGCUUUCCAGGACCGACGGCUGCAUCUGCAUCAGCAGGUCCCACUGGUUCGAUGCUGUCCUCCUUGUCACCGCGAGCUACGCGUGCACCCGAUCGCCCAUUCACGGUCUCCAUCACGGACGUCGCCAACCUGUCGGGUCUUGAGGAUGUAAUGAAGACGACCAAGAUCAUCAUCGGCUGCUUCGUGGCCAUCACCUUCAUGGCGGCUGUGAUGCUGGUCGUCUUCUACAAGCUUCGCAAGCAGCACCAACUGCACAAACACCACGGCCCGGCACGUGCCAUUGAGAUCAUCAACGUGGAAGAUGAGAUUGGAUCUGCGGGAGGAGCUAGUGGCAUCACAGGAGGGGGCACCGUCCACACCGGAGCAGGAUCUGGUGGAGGAAGCGGGCAGAGUCCAAGGAUUCACGACCCUGAGAUCAUGACCCUGCCGAGCGUCGGGCAAGCAGAUCACCUGAACCACUACUACAAAGCGCACCACUUUAACAACAAUGUGCUAAGCUUAAACAUGGCCACUGGAAUGCUCAACAACAAACCCAAUCCUUCCUCCCAAAACCAGGCUUCGACCAUGAAAAUAGGGACUUCCGGUGACCCCUCCAACCCCGGCUCGACCUCACCUCCCCUGCCAAUUCCCAUCCCAAUGGCGAUGACUUUCCACGGAACUCUGAAAGGCCUUAGUCACGUUCCCAAUGUGCAGACUGAGCCACUGUUGCUAUCGAAUGGCUCCAAGGAGAGCGUUCAGGAGACCCAGAUCUGAUUACUCGCAUACACGUGCACAUGCAGGAAGGGAAGUAGACUGGUUUUCAUGCCAGUGCGACUGUCAAGUCUUUGACAUUUUGGAACUCCAUCCCUUUCCGACGGGUUCUAUGGAAUAUUCCGUUCAGUGAACAGAGACAGGCUUUUACUGGACAUGGCGCUAUUGAGUACACAUGUGCCAAAGCAAGCGUCUUUUUUGCAGUUCUUUUUGAGUUGUGUCCGCGUAUAAAAAAUAUAGUCUAUAUUAAAGUAGUGUAAUUACUUAAGUGUUGGUUUGCCACAGUCCAGCGACACCGACUACACACACCGAUGUACAGCAGCUAACAGACCUGUAUAAAAGCAUACACACAUUUACACUUCCCGGAGGUUGACAUCAUUAUUCAUCGUACUCACCUCGGUAGGUAGUGUACCUGUGUGUGUGUGUGUAUGUGUGUGUGUGUGUGUGUGUAAGGGACAGUAUUAACUGAGACUAAUUCAGAAAUAAAGACUUAAACUGCUGUGAUCCAGAACUCUGCUUCAUGAUGACAUUCUGAAUCUAGCACAAGUGAGGAUCAGUUCAUAAGCUCAGAAAUCUGAACUCUAAAAGACACCAGUUUCAGGGUGACAUACGUCAUACCUAGAGGAGAGGGCAGAGAGAAGAAGCCUUUCCAUGUGAACAAUAAGAGUACUUGGCUGCUGUCCUCAGCAAAGGUACCGUAGUACCUCCCAACAAGCCGCCAUAGUGCAAACUCUCUGUGCAUUUCUACGUUUGAAGAGAUCUCGAGUGUCAUGUUUGUCUUUUCGCCUGUCAGCGCUGAAAUGAAGAGUAACAGCAGUGUGUAAGGGCUAUUUCACUGGCAUUGGGUGUUUUUGAUGUGCACAGAAAGUAUCUGGACUUAAAGCUGACAUGAAACGGCAUUCGCAACCCAUUUAACUUCUGUAGUAUUUCAUGGAUGCAGGGCGGGACUUGACUUUAUUCAUCAGGAAUUGAUUGGAUCGUGAAAAGUGGGUGUACCAGAAUGGAGCCAGGAGGGAUGGAAAGUCAUUUCAGAGGCGGAGCAGGUUAACAUUUUGAUAAAAGAUUCUGAAGAUUUUUUUUUUUUUUUUUGACUUGGCAUAACGUGCACAGUUGAAUCGUGCACAACAAGGCCAGGAAUGUGUGUUAGGAAAGUAAAUAGUGUCCAUUUUGAGUUCAUGUUGACUUUAAAACAAGCUGUAUUAAAGCUUUGAAAUACUAUACUGGGAUACGCAGCACAGGAGAAUUUCACCGACUUGAAAAUUUUAGAUUUUUAACAGAGAGAGAAUGAAAGACAUUGUGAAAAUGUCCAGAUUUUUCUGAUGAAAGAUUUUGCAAUAUGACAUGUAAUCUAAUGUAAAGAUUUUCAAGUAUACUGUUUAUAGACCAAAUCAGUGGGUUUGGGUUCAAGGGGCUGGUUAAGCGUCAGGGUUCAGGGAAUGGGAAAACCGCUCUUGGGCCACUUCAGAUAAAACGUUAGCCAUCCAGUUGGCGAAACUCGUAUGCCUCACUUUCAGAGAGUAUUUUCUUUGAAGGGAUUUGACCAGUCCUUCGUGGGAGCCAUACAACAACUGCUGACUACAUGAAGCGAUCUAUCGAUCAAGUUCCUCAUUCUUGAAUGGCUUUGAAGUUGUAUAAUAACAAUGUGCAAUGUGCCAUUAACUGGAGUAGAGUACACAUGCGUGUAUUAUUGUAAUUGCUGCAUUAAACUUUAUUCGGUUUUUAAUUUCCAAUUCAUCAUCUUUUUAUCAAAUUGUUGUUGUUAAAACUGAUUCAUCCUUUUUGCAAAUGCUGGGAACUUUUAUUAAUCAAGCUGGACUUAAUUUGACAAAUUGGGCAAUUGUUUUCUCUAGUUCGACAUAUUUCAUUUUUGUUGAAGUGCUAUACAUAGCUCAGCAACCUGAGGACAUUAUAUCCCUCGAUAUUAACCCACCGGUCUCUCAAAUGUCUCCCUGCUAUUCUUCAUAAUGGAAUUAUAGGACAAACUCUAUUUUUUUUUUCUUUUUUCUGUUUCUUUUAUUGCUUUCCAUAUUUCUCCCUACAGUAUGAAAGCUGAUUGUGUUUGAAUAUCCAGUGGGGUUGCUUAGCAACAACAUCAUUGCCAGGAAAUGCUCUUAAAAGCUUAUUGUAGCACCUGACCCUCGUCGGCUGAUGCAGAACAUAGGUAGAUCAGAAUUACGUCAGUAUCGCAUAAGUAAAAGGUUAGUUAAUGUGAGGAACGUGCGGGCUCUGCCUCGCUGUGUGUCCUUGACACUAAAAAAGAAAAAAAGAAAAAACCUGCCAGAUGAAAUUGAAACGUGCACAUCGAGCUUGGAAAGAUAUGAGAUGCGAGAUCUCAUACACAUGCAGUUUGUUUGCGUUUAUCGCGGAUCCAACGUUUUUAGCCUAUUGAAUGGCAUUGAAAGUUUCCAAGCGCAACAUAAACAGCCAGUUUCCACAAUUGAACCAUUAGCCGUACUGGGUGAGAAAGAUUCUAAUUCUAGAAAGCAUCAAAUUGACUGCAAGUUAUAGUCUGUACAUUUUAAAUGCAUAUGAUCAUUUUGGAGAUUUUGUAGGAGUACACCAGCAUAUAGCGAACAUACAUCAACUAAAAGUGUCUUUGCGUCAUGAGUCAAGAGUCACAGACAGGCGUUAUAGCCAGCAAACCUCACCUUUAACCUUUCCAUACCUCUAUUUUAUCAUACAAACUUGUGAAAUGCAAAAUGGCUAAACCCUCACCUGCCCCAGACCAGUGUGUCAGAGUUCAGACGUGUGUGUGUGUGUGUGUUGUCCUGUAGCAGGUUGUUCUUCUCCUCUAUGCAUCCUCUCUGCGGCCAGCAAAAUCACAUUACCCUUACGGCUACUGAGAGACAAUUCAUCUAUAAACCUUUCCCCAUUUCAGAAAGCUGCUCUAAGCUGAUUUGACUGGCUGUGAGAUGAAGACACUGAGUCUGAGACCCAUGUUGCAGUGUAUUUUAAGACGAGGCACGGAAGCUGUUUCUGAAUCAGCACAGAAAGAUUGUAUUAUGAAGCAGUUUCAUCACUGUAGACUCUUGAUGUGGUGGGUCUUUCUCUCUCUCCGUCUCUCUAUCACGUUCUCACACUGACCAUGUGUUCAUAUAAUGCCAUGUAUAUAAUCUAAAGAUGUAAAUAUUCUCUAUUUUUUGACUUACCAUUAGCAGAACACGCGUUCUUCAGGAUUUGAAACAGAACGAAGCUUUUUGGAAACUAUCUGCAUUUCUCUCUCUUCUAUUUAUGGGUGAAUCUCAUGAAAACAGGUCAUAUUUCACCACAGUAUCAAAUGAGCAAAAUUAGAUUGUGCUUAGAGAACAAUUAUGCUGUUUUUUUUGUUGUUGUUGUUUUUUUUUGCUUUGUGACAUUUGCAAACUCAUUUUAUCUUAAAUUAUUACUGCUGUAACAUCUGGAUAUUUUGUUUGUAAUUCCUAAUUUUCUGUGUUGAUUCUCAUUACUGUAAUUAAUACAUAAAAAUAAUUUUAAAAUACUAUAAUCAAACACAACAAUCUUUUUUGCAAUGUUGAGAAUUUUUCUUCUGAGAAAUAGAUUUUUUUUUCUGUUAUGAAAAUGUCACAUGGUAAAAAAAAACUAAUAAUGAGUUUUAUUUUUACUAUUAUUAAACAAAAUAAGUUUGGCGGGUGAAAUUUGACCCGAAACCAGUUCUUAGCAGGUUUUGUGAGAUUCACUCAUAUAUUUCUCUCUUAUUCUGUCUUUAGAACAACACACUCCUCAAGAAAAAAGAAAAAAAAAACGUAAAAUUAAUCUUUUUUGCAUUUAAAAAAAUACAAUUUCGCUGAUAUCGGCUGUGUUACAUUUAGCUCUGUUCUUCAUCUGUUUACCUAUUUAUUUGUACUGAGUAUUUUUAGUUCAUUUGGUUUCUUCUCUAUGUUGAUGCUGUGUGGUUCGGCUGUGGAGAGCUAAAGUUGAUUGGCCAUCAGUUCCGGGUCAAAGGUUGUGGCAAAUGCUUAACUGUGCGUGUGAGCCUCUGCACUAUGCCAUCCGCUACACAGACGCUCUUUACCAAUAAAACAUGGACAUUUUGGCUUUA
Molecule: messenger RNA, 7449 nt
Organism: Megalobrama amblycephala (Wuchang bream)
Lineage: Eukaryota; Metazoa; Chordata; Actinopteri; Cypriniformes; Xenocyprididae
Gene: lrrc4bb
Product: leucine rich repeat containing 4Bb
Exons: 5
Coding region: 1239-3413 (724 amino acids)
Cellular component (GO): plasma membrane
Molecular function (GO): protein binding
Source: RefSeq, a predicted model, not a curated record